Molecule: messenger RNA, 685 nt
Organism: Drosophila gunungcola (fruit fly)
Lineage: Eukaryota; Metazoa; Arthropoda; Insecta; Diptera; Drosophilidae
Gene: Blos2
Product: biogenesis of lysosome-related organelles complex 1 subunit 2
Exons: 1
Coding region: 109-588 (159 amino acids)
Biological process (GO): lysosome localization; endosomal transport
Cellular component (GO): BLOC-1 complex; BORC complex; gamma-tubulin complex
Molecular function (GO): gamma-tubulin binding
Source: RefSeq, a predicted model, not a curated record
AAAAGCCCAGUUGGAAUUGUCGUUCCCAGGGAAACGCCAACAACAGCUGAUUACAGCAAUUACUUUGUUUUGGAAAACUCGGAAAAUUGCAACUCUCUUUGAGUUAACAUGGAAAAACCGACCACCAGCGCUGCUGCUGCCGCGGCACAGGAUCACAAUCUCCUCCUGGACUCCCCACAACAUGGACCAACUUUGUCGAGCGCAUCCAGUUUCGAGGCUCUGACCGGACACGACCCCAAUCUCAGUCGCCUGGCCACCAAAAUGUUCAACAAAACGGAGGAGUACAUCACCCACGAGCUAAACGCUCCACUAGAGGAUUACAAGCUGCUGGAGGAGAUGAACAAGGCCACGAUUGCCAAAUACAAGGAUAUGCGGCAGAUUGCAGAGAAUCUGAACACUUCAACAAGUGAACUGAGCCUUAAGUUCCAGCAGUUGGCUCCAAUGAUGCAGCAGAUCGAUGAGAUCUCCGAUACGGUGGACAAACUGGAGGCGGCGGCCUAUAAACUAGAUGCCUACAGCAUAGCCCUGGAAAAUCGGGUCAAGGUGGUGCUCCAAAGGAAAUCCGGUGGCAGCCAAGUGGCACAAUAAGACUACUCAUCUACAAAGGCUUUAUGGUACAUUUAUUACAAUAGAUUUUAUGUCAACCAAGUAAUAGUUUAAAUAUAAUCGCAAUUACGUUAAGAAA